CUCAAUGGCCCAAGCCCCUGCAGCUGAGUCGUGCAACGACAACUACUGACCAGUGACAAUAUGUGUAGAAUCUCACAGGUAAAGUCAAUUAUCAUGUUUGAAAGUAUGAAUUCAAAAGACAUUAUAAAGCUCAGUCUGUCUCUCUUUUCGCUCAUUUCUUCUUUCUCUAUAUCCCACCAUUCAUUCUAUCCCGUGUUCUCCUCGGCACUUUUUUCGCCCCACGAUCCGCCUACACUCGAACAAUAAUUCAAAGUAAAUAUCACUUUCUUUCACAAUGUCCGGGAAGAAACCAGUUCUAGUCUUCUGUCCUGGAGCGUGGUGUGACCCUGGAUACUUCCGAUUCACCAUAGACAUUCUCACGAAAGCUGGCUUCACUUGCUUGACGGUCUCUUUACCCAGUGUCGGCUCAGAACUAAGACCCAAAGAUGCGCCCCCCAUUACCCAUGGCCUACAAACGGAUGCGCAGGCCGUCCGAGAUAUCAUCAUCCCGCAGCUUGACGCCGGACAUAACGUAGUAGCCGUCUGUCACAGCUACGGCGGCGUAGUGACGGCUGAAGCAGUCAAGGGCUUAGAUGCUGCCUCGCGCGGUCCCAAUGCCACCGCCGUCAUUCGCAUGAUUUAUGUCGCCGCGAUCGUCUUAGAUGUCGGUGGCAAGGUGUGGCCCGAAGAUCCGCCACAAGAGGAAUUUAUCGCUGACGGUGAUCUCUGCUGGCGUAACCCCGAUGCUCCUGGUACCGAGGCCUGGGUCCCUGACUUCAACGAGGAGCAGACGAAGCUUCUCAUGGCAUCCAUACGCAGCCAUAGGCGGCAGUGUUUCUACGACGUCACGACGUACGUCGGCUGGCGCGACAUUCCCAGCACUUAUGUGAGAGCUACGAAAGAUCUCAUGCCUGACAUGAUUACCGCGGCCCCUGAAGGCCAUAAGUUUGAGGAAAUCCUGGAGAUCGACACUGGUCACUUCUGUUUCACCAAUGCGCCAGAACAGGUGGCCGACAUUAUCCAGAAGACCGCAGAGAAAGCAGCGGCCAGCGCGGCCGCCGAAUAAAGGUGAUUAAUGACAUUGGGGAAAUCUAAUUGAUGCUGCUGCUAUAUGAUUAUUAUGCAUCCUAAGCUCUCUACUUACUAUAAGAUACUUGAUGUAUUAAAACUGUAUACUAUUAUCUAUAUAUACUACUGCCUGAUGAG
This is a messenger RNA of Xylaria bambusicola, 1185 nucleotides long. Its product is annotated as Alpha/beta hydrolase fold-1. The record is from RefSeq and is a predicted model, not a curated record. Bases 275 to 1045 code for a protein of 256 amino acids. NCBI's taxonomy places the organism in Eukaryota, Fungi, Ascomycota, Sordariomycetes, Xylariales, Xylariaceae. The transcript has a single exon.